This is a messenger RNA of Limulus polyphemus (Atlantic horseshoe crab), 5033 nucleotides long. RefSeq names its product regulating synaptic membrane exocytosis protein 2-like. Gene Ontology annotation, molecular function: transmembrane transporter binding; small GTPase binding. Gene Ontology annotation, cellular component: presynaptic membrane; cytoskeleton of presynaptic active zone. The transcript is spliced from 22 exons. Gene Ontology annotation, biological process: regulation of membrane potential; calcium ion-regulated exocytosis of neurotransmitter; regulation of synaptic plasticity. The coding region runs from base 211 to 4182 and encodes 1323 amino acids. Lineage: Eukaryota; Metazoa; Arthropoda; Merostomata; Xiphosura; Limulidae. The record is from RefSeq and is a predicted model, not a curated record.
GACUUCUGUCUGUAGCCUCUCAGCUCUUUUUACGCCGUUUCAAGACGUAUACGUCCUUCCUAUAUCAUAAUUGAUGGGACUACGGUUGCCUAGAAACGAUGAUAUAACGUUUAUAAGAGCUUCUAUCGCCAACAUGCUCGACUAUUGACCGGAAAAUUCCUGGAUAAUAAAAAGGUAAAAUAAGAAGAAAGGCGAACAAUCAUAAACAAGAUGAUUUCGACUAACGUGAUGUCUUUCAUGAAGAAGAUAGUGAAGCCAUCUAGAGACGAGACUGGAGAGGCUUCUGGCCCAAUGAACAAGUUGAAACAAACAGUAACAACAGGUCUUCAAGAGAUGUCUAUCGCUCGAGAACAAACGACUUCCAGCAAAACAAGGAAAACAGCGACAUCGCGUCUAACACCACAGGAAAGGUCUAUUCUUAGGAUGAUAUGGCAGAAAAAUGAUGACAUUGAAGAAGAACCUCGGAGAGCAAGUCUGGCUAGACCAGCUGAACCUGUGAAGCAGACGGCUCCUACUAGAGAGAGUUGUCGAAUAUGUCUGAAGAAUAUUUCUGAUGGCGAACAAAACAGGGAGUGUGACGAGUGUGGUCAGAACGUGUGUGAAGAUUGUGCUUCCUACUCCGGAGACCCUACCGACAGCCUACAGGAAUGGAAAUGUAGUUUUUGUAGAAGACGACAGGGUCAAGAUCGUCUUGGUAUCGAACUUCCGCCAGGAUCGGGAAUGAAUCGAGUGCCGUCAGUUCGUCGAAUGGAACAAAGGGCACGAGAAGCAGGUAAGGAAGGAUAUUUUUCAUCUCUUGACCCUGGAAGUGACUUUGACAUUUUGAAGACUUCAGAAGAGGCGACUGAUUUCAAAGCUUUUAAUUCCAUAGACGAAAGUGUACCGUCAUUCAACAUUGUCGCCACAAAUAUUAAAGGUUUAACUAAAGAUCAAGACCGCGAAAUUAGGAAUAAAAGGAGAUCAAAGACCCUCGCAACAAAAGCCAAUCAUAGGAGGCAAGUUUCCUUAAAGAGAAAAGACAGUAGACCUACCGUAGAAAAAAAGAAAUCAACUGAUGUUUCAAAGAGAAUAAAAGAAAAAAGAAGAAGAAGCAUUCUUACUUCUACAGGAGAAUAUUUGUCAAGGUCUUCAUCUCCAGAAAAGCAUGCCAGAGAGAGGCAUUUUUCAUUCGAAAAUUUAAGUGAUCGAUGCUCCUCUUCUGAAUCUACAAAAGGAAUGAUAACAUCAAAAAUGCUAGCUCUUAAAGCAGUUUAUCGUAAAGAUGACUCGCAUCUUGGGUCAUAUUUGUCCCACGCUGACUUUGUACAACUAAACAAACAUUCUUCUGCAUCUGGAAGUUCUUUGGAGGAAAGUUCUCACAAAGAAGAAAAGGAACGUAAACGAAGAAGUAGAACUAAACGUCGAUCAAAAAUCCAGCGACAAAAUUAUUAUGUCAGAGAACCAGAUUCAGAUCCAAUUUCUUAUCGAGAUGAGAAUUUUCCAAAAGCAAAUACAAAAACUUCUUUUGAGUCAAGUAGUGCCAUCGACAGUCUUGAAAAAGACCUGAACUAUGAAUCUCAACGCCGCCAUAGCAUGAGAGUACCUACAGUUCUAGAAAAGCCUCUCCGACAAAUUGCAUCAGAAACCGCUUUGGACAAAAGAAGAGUCAGUUCUGAGAGCUCUGAUACAAGUGAUAUCAGUGAAGAUAUAUCUACACACAGCGAUCGAAGUGGCUUUGAUGGAAGUCAUGAGGGUUACCAGAAAGGUGAAAAAGUUGCCGUGCAGAAUCCUAUGAUUCAACGAGAUGAUUCUAAGAACAUACCGGCACAUUUGCAAUUUGUAGAAGGUGGAUAUUUUAGCCCCACUGGAACAGCAGACAGCUCACUUUCUCUUGAUGAACAUUCCCAUCUUUCUUCAGACAAGUCUUUUUCCCUGGAUGACAGAGAUAUUUUCAGGACGUCAACACCACACAUAAGACGAAGCAUCCCAUCAGUCCUUGUUGAUUCGGUUGUAGACCAUCAAAGAUCAGCCAGUGUAUCGCUUCUGACCUCUGGUCAUUAUAUAAUGGACAAUCCUUUUCCGAGAAGAAACAGCACAGGAAGAAUGCUUCCCAUGCUUCCCGUAACAGACAACCAGCUUGGUUUAUAUCCUGCAUCACAAAGUAGAAGCUGGAGUACUCACUCUCUCGACUUACCAAGGGAAGAAUCCGGAUGGGCUGAGCGAAGAGCGUCAGCUCCAGAAGGAGAAAACAUCAAAAUUGUGGUUGAUGAUGUAGAUUCUCAUCCAAAUGGUGUUCGUGGUAAAAGCUCUCGACAACCGCUUUUGAGGUUGGUGAGACUACAUCGUGAUCGGAAGGUACCAGUCAGGGGAUUUGGACUGAAGGUAAAAGGUGGGAAAUUUUCUGACGAUGGACAUUUACAUGCUUACAUCGCUUGGACAGUUGCUGGUGGAUCAGCUGAAAAGAAAGGCUUAGCACAAGGGGACCGUGUAUUGGAGUGGAAUGGAGUUUCGCUGGUUGACAAAACUUAUGAAGAAGUGUCUACUAUUAUCGGGCGAUCGCCAGACACGGUUGAUCUGCUAGUGGAAAAGGUUGCAUGGAGGAGACUAAGCGAUCAACUAGGAAGUGUUUCAAGUCCACAACUCAAACAUGCAAGUCUUAAAACAGAUCAUGAUACCAAAACCGACGUCUAUUCAACUUCUCCAACCAGAAGGAAACUACCCAAGACUCCUAAUGACAAUGAACAAAGAGGUAGAGUCCAGGUUCAGAUACGAUAUGAUCCAGAUGACAGUAGUCUGGUAAUCACUCUUCUUUCCGCAAGAGGGCUCCAAUAUUGUAAAAAUUAUUCCGGUAAACUACCUCGUGCCUACGCAAAGGUUCGAUUGGUGCCUCAAUUAGGAUUUCCAUCAAUGAAAACCCGCGUGGCUGAGCCCGGUUCAAGCCCUAAAUGGAAUCAAACUUUUAUUUUUCCUUCAGUGUCAUCCGAAGAGCUUGCCACUAAGACGUUAAAUAUCACUGUUUGGGAUCAGAUUUCAUCUGGUGAAAAAAGGAUUUUAGGCGAAAGCCAGAUUAUUUUACGAUGCGAAGAACUCCAAGAAUGUCCCGCGUGGUACUAUCUGACCUCUCUCCAGAUGGCGCCCAUGAAACGGUCUAGAACAUGCAGUAUGUCUUCUGAUGACUUGGCCCAAAGACAAUUACAACAUAAUGGAACGAAUCAGAUUAUCUGCUUUCGUUCUUAUUCUGAUGGGAAAAGUUACUUAGACAGAAAAGAAGAAAGCUUAGUGAAGAACACAUCUAUGGACUCUUCUUUACUUCAUCCUGACGAUGCAUGCUGUGAAGAGCGAGCUGUGGCGUCAGAUGGAGCUACAAAUAUGGAAAUAAUACCACUAAAACAAAACCGUGACUCUAAACAAGCUAUCGAUACAAAAAACAAGUUUUGUUUUCACUCCCAAGACAAUUUAUCAGAUUUGAAUUCUACUAGAACCAAGACAACAGCCAAAGUGAAGAGUUCUAGUUUCAGAAUCCAUCGACCUUCAAAUUUAGAUAAAGAACAAGGAGAGACUGUCGAGCCGAUGACACUGGGUAAAUUAGUGAAGAACAAAUUGUGUCGGACACUAAGUAUGAAAUCGGAUAAGAACCAGAGGUCUGUGGGUCUAGAGUUAGAGAAAAGAUCAACACGAUCAAGAUCAGAUUUAACGUCAGAAAAUGAAAUCCCAAUAAUGACAAUUGGACCGAACGGAAUCCGCAGAGGAUCUGGACAAGUGUUCUCCAGAAAAAUUAAGUUUAGCGGAGCAGAAACUUUGGGAGACAUCAAACUUGGAUUCCUGAUUACCAAAGGACAUCUAGAAGUUCAGGUCAUAUGUGCUCGUCAGCUAAGACUUAAUACAACAGGACAACCCCCUGACACAUAUGUUAAGACUUACUUGAAAGAAGGAGAAAGACAGAUGCAGAAAAGAAAGACAAAAGUAGUUCGUCAUUCAUCAGAGCCGCAGUAUCGUCAAACAGUAAAAUACAGUGCUUCAAAUAUCCAAGGUCGCCAUCUACUGGUAAUGGUGUGGGAACGACAAAAAGGUUUUGAACACAAUAAACCACUAGGAGCAGCCGAUAUCCAACUUGAUAGAUUGGACUUCUCAAAAUUAAUUGUUUGCUGGUAUCCCCUUUAUCCGAUCUUGCAUGAGGAAAUGGGUUCAAACGAAUCUGUUUGAUUUUAUGUGUCUAUGCUUAUGGAACCAUAACUAAUACUUUCUUGGUUGGAGUGCUAAAACUGUUCUCGAAGUACGAAUUUUGAAUAAGGUGAAGAGUAACACAGGCACUUUUUAAAGCAAUUUCUUAUUUAUUUUUAAAUAAGUUGUGUUAUAAUAAUAUUUUAUAAUUUUGAAAGUUGAGAAUUGUGUUGUUUUUUCGUAAUUGAUCUAAGUUGUGACAAAUUUCAGAGAGUAAAUUUUAAAAAUAAAUAUUUUAAAAUGAAGCGCACUUGGCGAGGCCUCUAAGUUAAAGUUAUAAAAACAAGAAAUCUGAAAAUCUAAACUAUUUUACUAUGAUUUAACCCGUAAAGAGUUUUCAAAAUACCAAUGUAUGACUCUGGUUUACUGUUGGUUUUGCCGAAGUUAAGAUCAUACAGAAAGUAGAAUUAUCAAAAUAAUUUUGUAUUUACUUUGAGAGAAAAAAAUGAACUCCAUUUGCAAAUUUAUUUCAUUACCCAACAAUAUUUUUUUUUUAAUAAUCUUGAUACGGUUUUGUUAAUUAGUCUAAUUUUGAUGGACAUGUUUCUUGUUAAUUAGUCCAACUUUGAUGGACAUCUUUCUUGUUAAUUAGUCAAACUUUGAUGGACAUCUUUCUUGUUAAUCAGUCUAACUUUGAUGGGCAUCUUUUCUGUUUUUUAGUCUACCUUUGAUGGACAUCUUUUCUGUUAAUUAGUCUACCUUUGAUGGACAUCUUUUCGGUCAAUUAGUCUAACUUUGAUGGACAUCUUUUCUGUUAAUUAGUCUACCUUUGAUGGACAUCUUUUCUGUUAAUUAGUCUAACUUUGAUGGACAUCUUUUCUGUUAAUUAGUCU